AUGGGUAUAAUAGUUAGUAAAGAAGAACAUAUCCGUAAGCAUCCAGUUAAAGGAGAUGCAGAUGCAUUUUAUUUCGCGUGUAGAACAGGAGAUUUAGAUUAUGUUAGAAGAAUUUUACCCACUAUGACAUGGCAGCAGCUUAAUCAAAUACAACACAAUGGAAGUACCUACCUCCAUGUUGCCUCAUACACAGGGCGCACUGAAAUUGUUCGGCUUUUAUUACAACAUGGUUGUCUUAGAUCGAAGCUGAAUUCGUAUGGUCUGACGCCGUACGACGAAGCAUUGACAGAAGAUGUUAAAGCCUUAUUCCAUCGUCCAAGAGAUGAGCGUGGCGUAUGUCGAUUCAUUGAUGAUGGUAUCAACGAAACAUUUCAACUUACAUCUACACCAGUAGCUAGCAAAGAUUCGCAAACUACUAUCAUCACUUUGAAUGAAGAUAAUGAGGAAACACCUGAGCUAGAUGGCAGUGAUGAUUUCAUUCGUAACGAGUGGAUCGAAAGUUUCAACAAUUUUGAUAAGCAUUCAGCUCUCGUACUCAGUACAACUCUUAGAUCUAACCUCUUUCACCGAUUAUUUGGCUUAAAACGUUUGGCUUUGCAUACACUGAUGGAUUAUGUAAUCAGUAUGUCUCUGACAGAGAGAGAUCUUGAAAAUGAAGAUAUUCAGUACUUGCUACAGAAAUAUAAAACCAGCAGAAAAAUUACUUGGUUGCUAUCACUAUACACCCACCAGAGCUCAUUCUAUUCCGCACUAAGAGAUGACAGUAAAUGUUCAGCAUUCACAAUGUUGCUGUAUAGAAAUUUAUCCCAACUACGCCCAAGAUUCUACAAAGGUCAGACUUAUCGUGGGAUGAGAUUGACUAAGAAAGAGUUAUCUGCAUAUUGGUCUCUAUCGAAACACAGAGGUUUUGCGUUGAUGAACAAAGUAUUUCAAUCAAGCUCGAAAUGCCAAAAUGUAGCCGAAGGCUUCUUCAAUCCGCCGGACGUCCCAAGCGAUUCGGAUGAGCGCAUAUACAUGGUAUUAAUUCAAUACGAUUUUCUUGAAACGUGUAAGUCCGCAAUUGAUCUAGCUCCAACCAAAGACACUAAUUUAUCAGAGUACGGAUAUGAGGCUGAAGUAAUAAUCUUGCCAUACACAUUAUUCGAAAUCUGCGAAAUGAAAUAUGAUGAAACAACCAAAACGGCUAAAAUUUGUCUAAAACACAUUGUGCCAGGUGGAAUUUUCGCUGGUUUCAGAUCUGCCAUAAAGGAGUUCACGACAAUGUCCCCAGAAGAUAUUCACCAAACAUUUAGACGCAUAGAAGCGAUGAUAUUAGCUCAUCGAGCUUCAAAAUAG
Molecule: messenger RNA, 1335 nt
Organism: Didymodactylos carnosus
Lineage: Eukaryota; Metazoa; Rotifera; Eurotatoria; Philodinida; Philodinidae
Source: the annotation of a GenBank genome assembly